This is a messenger RNA of Heterostelium album PN500, 1836 nucleotides long. RefSeq lists its product as uncharacterized. The record is from RefSeq and is a predicted model, not a curated record. Bases 1 to 1836 code for a protein of 611 amino acids. Lineage: Eukaryota; Evosea; Eumycetozoa; Acytosteliales; Acytosteliaceae. The transcript has 3 exons.
AUGAGAAUAGAUUCGACAGGUGCUCAACCAACAAUACUUUCUUGUGCUGAGGUCAACUUCACAUCGAUUAGUCUUACCAGUGGUAAAUAUCUUCAACAAUAUUAUACGGAGAAAUCACAUCUUAUAAAUGCUAUGUUAAAAUGUUCUGGUAACGAUUAUUAUGUCUUGGAGUCUCAAUCCGAACUAUAUCCUGGUCAAUACAAUAUUUCUAUUCUCAAUGAUGAAGUAUCGUUUUAUCAAACAAUAACAAACAAAUUUCUUCAUUUAGAUAAGGUUAUUUUGAUAAACUUUGAGAUGGCUACACAGUCACAAAAUUCAUUCACAAUGGCAUCAUCUUCAUCUCUAUUUAAACCGAUUAAUAACUUUAAUGCUAGUCCAAAGAAAUUGAACCCUCUUAUGUCAACCAUCAAUAACCAUAGUAUCAAUGUUAUGAAUAACAAAAAUAAUUAUAAUAAUAAUAAUAAUAAUACAGUUCAAAACAACAACUAUAAUAAUAACAAUAAUAGCAAUAACAAUGAUGUAAUCGACUUUCAACAGAGAAUAAUGAUACCUAUCAAUUUAGAGUUUAAAUUAAUCAAUGAAACAGAGUUCUCUUGUAUCGAUCCAAAGAAUGAAGCAAUCAAGAGGAUAUUCUUACAGAUAGAAGGAGCAAAACAAUUUGAUGAGAAUUGGUGGGUAAUACCGGUGUUACAACAUAAUAAAUUUUGUGAGAUGCUAAUGAGGACUGGGGGUGUAAAAGUUAAACCAUUGCCUCGACAUAUAUUAUUGGCAUUCUCACAACCACCGAAACUAGUACAACCCGACUACUCAAGACUGCCAGCCAAUCUAUUGAAUACACUGUUACCCUUCCAACGAAAGGGUAUCGAGUUUGGAAUAUCAAGAGAUGGAAACUUAAAGGAAGAUACUUUGAAAGUCAAUAGCUUCAUCGAUAAUAUAGUUAGAGGUACAUUCGAUAUCGUGGUCAAAGAUUAUGAUCCAAACACACCAGAUGAUUUUCAAUUGGUUGUUUGGCUUAAGAUUAAUCAGAUGACCAAUGAACAAAAGAUAUUCGAAGUAAAGUUACUGUUUAUCGAUAAAGAAAUAACAAGACUAAAGGUAAAUGUGCCAUUCAUUGCACCGCUCACCGAUGACAAUAUCAUACGUUUAGUUGUCAAGAGUGAUAAACUAUUCAUUAAAUACGAUAUUUAUUUAUAUCGAGACCAAGUCGAUGGUUUGCUAAAGAUUGAAUCGUAUUGUUCUAAAUUGGCGAGAUUACAAUCCAAGGUCGGUUUUGGAGCUUACAUAUACCGAAAUGAUAUUGAAUCGGACUAUAGUCGUUGGAUUGCCCUUGAUAGCUAUUCAAUAGAGAGUCACAUUCAAAGAUACAAUAGUCAUAGUUGUAGCUAUGGUGAAAACAAUAUGAUUUCUCAUAGUUUCGCUUCAGGAGAAAAGUCUUACAUACCAAGUUUAGAAGAUUUUGCAGAGGUUAUAUGUCACUUAGCUUUGAAGAUGAAUGGCGUUAGCGUUGGUGUAUCAUAUCUCGACCAGAAUGGUGAUCGCAAAGAAAUCAAUGUGCUUGGUAAUGAAAUUGGUGAUUUCGAUACACAUCAAAUGUUGGAUAUUCUCAAAUUAGGAUUUGAACAUUGGUUCGAUUUGGUUAAUCAUGAUGAUGAUUCAUCAUUAGAAGUGUCUAGACUGAAUUAUGUUUUAGAUACUCGUCAGUUUACAGUCAACAGUAGUCAUAGUUCCAACGCAUUCAAUGCGAUACCGAUUUCUUUAUCUUUUCAACAUAUAAUCGAUAAAUAUCUUUUGGAAGAAAUGGAGCUAUGGUUCAAAAAAAAGAAAGAUCAACUAUAA